GCAUGUCUUCGCCGAAUUGCCCGAUUCAACUUCAUAUCCGGCGUCCUACGACAGCGAUAUCGGACCUCGACGUUUCAGCAGGGCUACGAUGGUGAGAUUCGAGCAGAACCGACACUUGUAGCCGCCGAACAACCAUAUUUGCGGCUCUCUCUGGCGCUGAUCUCCGUGACCAGCAACGCGAUCCCUCCGACGACUUUAAACAUCCUAGAUUAGUGAAGUCCAGCAAGUUUCGUGGUGUUAUUUUGUUCCGGCGACAUUCGGAGUUGACCCAUUCCAUUUCGGACUCGAAUCAGAGUUCCCAUCGUUUUUCUUCAUCAGGCUAGCUAGCACAAGGCAAUUGGAGCUU
This is a messenger RNA of Momordica charantia (bitter melon), 346 nucleotides long. The record is from RefSeq and is a predicted model, not a curated record. Lineage: Eukaryota; Viridiplantae; Streptophyta; Magnoliopsida; Cucurbitales; Cucurbitaceae.